Guillardia theta CCMP2712 is the source of this 447-nucleotide messenger RNA. RefSeq lists its product as hypothetical. The record is from RefSeq and is a predicted model, not a curated record. The transcript is spliced from 3 exons. NCBI's taxonomy places the organism in Eukaryota, Cryptophyceae, Pyrenomonadales, Geminigeraceae. The coding region runs from base 1 to 447 and encodes 148 amino acids.
AUGUUCGGGUGUGUUUGCUGCGGGUACCUCUGCGUCUUGCGGUCAAGAUGGUGCCUGCCGCGUGUGAAGGCCAUCGCUCUCAGCAAACUGGAGCAGUACGACAUGGUUGCUGAGGAGGAGGAGGAGACGUUCAGGGGUGCCGUCCAGAGCCAGCUCUCCAUGGGCAGCGAGGGCAGCGGCAAGCACAAACGGUUCGAUGACGAGCUUUACCGCCUGACGAGGGAGAGGGCGAGGACGAUGACGGUGGAGUCGUUGCAGCCGUCCUCAGUGAAGAUGCAGGGCAUGAUGAUAGAGACCCAUCCUCAGGAGGCAGGGCAUGACGAUGUGACUUCGGAGGACAGCGUGCAGCACAAACCUCCCUCCCAAGAGCAGGAGGAGAGUUUCCCGCCGAGGCAGCACAUGGAGAGCACGGGGGCUCCAGGGAUCGGAAGAGAUGUCCUCGGAUGA